Messenger RNA from Melitaea cinxia (Glanville fritillary), 4673 nucleotides. RefSeq lists its product as uncharacterized. The transcript has 16 exons. Gene Ontology annotation, biological process: SCF-dependent proteasomal ubiquitin-dependent protein catabolic process. Bases 1 to 3675 code for a protein of 1224 amino acids. Gene Ontology annotation, molecular function: RNA binding; protein binding. Gene Ontology annotation, cellular component: SCF ubiquitin ligase complex. NCBI's taxonomy places the organism in Eukaryota, Metazoa, Arthropoda, Insecta, Lepidoptera, Nymphalidae. The record is from RefSeq and is a predicted model, not a curated record.
AUGGCGACUGAGGAAACACUUCGUACUUUAUAUAAGGCUUUUAGUGCGGAGUUUAAACACUCUUGGCUUUGCCCUGGUUGUUCGCUUAAUCAACCCAGGUUGGUGAAAAAUGAUAACACUCCUAUCAGGCCCGGCACAGAAAAUGUAAAUGCUCGCAGAGGUGGCUCCUGCGCUGAUUCUCCUCCACCGUCUGCUAAUUAUGAGAUAAACCCUACGUUACUGGAUACUGUCAAGGAUAUAAUAGCCUCCGAGAUGGCAAUGCUUAAAUCUGAACUGCGAGAAGCCAUUACUGAGGCUAUUUCAGUGGAACUUAAGCCAGUUAGAGAUGAGCUCGCUGUAAUCAGGGAAUCCAUGAAUUUCAUCAAUAGCCAAUAUGAGACAAUUGUGAAGCGUGUAGACGAUCUUGAGAAAAACAUGAAAUCGUGCAUCAAUAUAAAAUCUGAACUUGGUUCCAUUAAGGAUCACAUUGACAGUGCGGAGGUGGAUAAUGACAAGCGGGAGCAGUGGGUUCGGCGGUCUAAUGUAGAGAUUUUUGGCAUUCCAGAGAGGAAAGGAGAGAACUUAAUGCAAAUUCUUAGGGACGUUGCUAGUAAAGCGGAAUUUUCACUUGAUCCAUCUCAAGAUAUUGAUUUUGUUACUCGUGUAGCCCCUAAGAAUAAUGAUUCUAAAAAAAUUAAACCUAUUGUUGAAAUUUUCGACUCUCGUUACACAGUUUAUAGAUGUGACAGAGAUUAUGAAACGCGAGGGGAUCAUCUUGGUGGAGGUGUGCUCAUAGCUCUGCGUCGAGAGCUGCAGGUGUAUUCGUUUAGUACGGUUUCAAUGCCUGGUGCUGCAGCUGAGGCUAUCGAAUUGUGUGUUGAUUUAAAAUCUUCAAACAAAUCAGAAAGACUCCACAUUUUUUGUGGUUAUUUUCCUCACUGUCCUCGACACUUUGAUAGCUUAUUGCAUUUCUUUGAGAGUGUAUCCGAUGUCAUUGUUAACAAUCCUGAUGAUGAUUUUUUUAUCUUGGGUGACUUUAAUAUUUCUUCAGCACAAUGGACUUCCGCCGAUCAUGCACCCUAUAUGACAAACUCCACAAUAAAUGGCGAUCAUUUAGUACAGGCAUUGCAAGGCUUCAUUAGUUUUACGGAUCUUAGGCAGUAUAAUCACAUAUUCAACACAAAGAACCGAAUUCUCGAUCUCGUUUUUUCAAAAAGGGAGUGUUUAGUUGCUCAUUGUAAGGAGCCUUUGAUCGACGAAGAUCCUCACCACCCGGCUCUGGAUGUGAUUCUUAAAUCAUCUUCACCACAGGUGCUUCAUUCUGCUCCGCGUGUUGUAAGAUUGUUUCACAAUGCUGACUAUGAUGCUAUUAACAAUGAUAUUGCUUCUGUUGAAUGGCAGAUUCUGCUUCAGGGUAAGGAUGUUGAUGCCGCGGUAUCAGUUGCCUUGGAUCAGGGUUAUCAGGUUGAUGCUGUGUAUAUGGAUUAUUCUAAGGCAUUUGACAAGAUUCCACACUCUAUACUUCUUCAGAAGAUUCUUGAAAUUGGUAUACAUGGUGACCUUCUGCGAUGGUUUGAAUCUUAUUUGAGGGAGCGCAGUCAGGCCGUUACAACAACAUGUUCCGAGGAGUAUUUAAAUUUUUAUCCUUUUUUUUUGUUUUCAGUUGAAAUAAGACCCAAUCGCGAACGAACUUUCGGUUUACGAAGUGUUCCAACACAUACUGAGGAUGGAAUACCCAUCAGAAAGUUAUAUGUGUCGAAUCUACCGUCGAAGACAACGAGAACAGAACUGUUUGGAGUGUUUGCACAGUAUGGCUUCAUUAAGAGCUGCUGGUUGAGGAUGGGCGAAAAAGGUCCAAACAGAACCCCUACACCAACUUACGCAUUUGUUACUUUUAGUAACCCUGAGGAUGCUCAUAAAGCUCUUCAAGCCCCUAUUCACGAAAAGACACUACGGGGACGCAAUCUUAGAAUAUCACCCGCUGACAGUUGGCAUCAACCAUCUGAAGAUUCUGAUGGGAGUGUCCGCUGGAAGCCGAGCUGUCGACGGGAGGAUACUGGCACCCCCACGUGGAGCACAGAGCAACAGAAUGCCGAUAUAGAAGAGUCAACAAAUCACGUAGAGGCCUUAAAUAUUGAUACAAGUAGCAACGAAUCCACUAGUGAAGAAUGUGAAGAAGAUGGUAGUCAGCCUUAUACUAUAUUGGAUGUGCUCAAUCAAGAUUGUUUAAUACACGUUUUAAGCUAUGUUCCUAUUAGAGAUCUUAUCAGAUCUGAAAGAGUUAGUAAAAGAUGGCAAAACAUGGUACAAGAAUAUUUACAGGGUCGGCGCACGUUCAAGACGUCGUGGUGGGCGCACGUGCCGGUGACGCUGACGACGGCCGUGCUGCGGCGCGUGCUGCAGCGCCUGGGCGCGCUGCUGCGCCUGCACAUCGACCACCACUGGUCCGCGCUCAACGACCGCACCGCGCACACCGUCGGCAAGUUCUGCCCGCUGCUCGAGGAGCUCAAGGUGGUCGGAAUGCAUACAAAAAAUUGGAAUCCAUUAAUUUAUGGAUGCAAAAACCUAAAAAGUCUAUCGUUUGUGUCAUGUAUCAAGCUCACAGAUUCGAGUCUGGUUAAUUUAAUGAAAAGCGAUUCAAGCAUAGAAAGCCUGACGGUAGCUAACAAUACACACGUGACUGGUUUAUUUCUCACAGGGCUUAAAUCUUCGAAACUAUCGUCUUUAGCGUUUUACAACUGCUACAGUCUCCAAGGCACCGUUCUUAGCGCGGCUAUAGACACACUACCGAACUUAACAACGCUCAAGUUAGAUGUUUGUCCUGUUACUAUGUGGAAAAUAAUACCGCUUAUACUGAACAAACUGCCAAGACUCGAGGAACUAUCCCUCAGCGAGUACACGUCACUGGAGUUGUUCCAGGCGCCUCCAGGAAAUGAAGCGUUCUGUACAGCCCUAUCCAAUCUGACCGAAUUAAAGAUAUUGGACUUGAGCAGAAACAUUUACAUCACGGACAGCGUUUUGAAAACUGUGGCCCAGUCAUGUCUUAAAUUAGAAGAGCUUAAUGUAUCUAGCUGCAACUCUAUGAAGAAUUUUCCAAAUCCUGGAGUGGGCGACGGCGGACUGCUGGCCGUGUGCGGCGCGUGCGCGAGCCUGAAGCGCCUCGACGUGUCGUACCUCGGCGAGCUGACGGACGCGGGGCUGGCGGGCGCCGCGCGCCUGCCGCGCCUGGCCGAGCUCACGGCGCGCGGCAUGCCGGCGCUCUCCGCCGCGCCCUUCGCCGCCGUGCUGCGCGCCUGCCCGCUGCUCGCGUUGCUGGACUUGUGCGGCUGCGACGGCGUGUCGGAGGAGGUGGUGUCGGCGGCGGUGGAGGGCGUGAGCGCGUCCCCGCGACCGCUGGCUCUGCGGGUGGCGGGCACGGCGGCGGCGGCCGCGCGCUCGCAGCUCGAGACCCACAAGCUGUUGAUGGUCGAUCUAUAUGAGGACCGCAGUAAUCCCCACAUGAGGCCGGACUUCGUCGACCGCAUGUUCGAACAAGGCUCAGAAGACUCCUUUGAAGAUAUACUUUACGAUGAAGACUUCGACGAUUUUCUCGUGGACGAUGGUGAUGAAAUGUUUCUGGAAGACGAUUUAGAUGACUACGAAGGUGUUAUUGAAUUUCAUCCGCCCAACCACUUCAACAACAUAUUUCUGCUUUGAAAAUAUCUAACUUUGUAUCAAAAACCUUCAUUACCUAACUUUAUUCUUAAAGAAAGAUAACGUGAUUUUGUACUUUGAGUUUUGUGUUCUAAAUAGUUUUGUGUGACCGCUUCUGUUAUUGUUUCACUGAUCACUUUAUCUUUUUAGAGAUUAAUAGAUGAUAGUUUGUUUAGAUGUCUCCUAAAUUAGAAAAAAUUAAAACAGUCUCGCCUAUCUUUAUAGCUAUUAUAAAUGUAUUAUUAUUUUUGUUUGGAUUACAUAAAAAAUAAAAAUAUAAAAAAGCAGUAGCUGAAAAUAGACCAAUGAUUAUCUGUAAUAUUGUCAAUAUAUAUGUAUCUGUGAUGUCAUUGCAAUCUACAGCAAUAAACGGAUUUUGUAGUGUUUAUUGUUACUUUUAAUAUAUAUAAAUAUAUAAGUAUAAGCAAAGUCUGAAAUAUUGUGAUAAUAUGUAAAUUUUUCAUGUACCUAAUGGUUUAUUUUUUCAUAACUGGUAUUAUUUUGUAUAAUAUUAUGAAUUGUAAUAAAUUUAAAUUGUAGAUAGGUUUAACUGACAGAUUGCAUAUAUAGCCUGUUCAAAAAUGAGUUGUAACAUGCAACUCGAUUAGAAAGACUGUUAAAUGAUGUUCAUUGCCUCAUAGUUAUACUUAUUCAAUGUAGUGAUUGCUAGCUUCAAGCAUCAAACUGCUUGAUUAUUAUAUUUACAUGUUUACACCUGUGUAAAGCUAGUUUAGUAAUAAAUAUGAUAAUAAGGCUGAGCAGUUGAGUAUCUCGUUUAUAGGAAUGCUGCGACACAAUGUUUACGUAAGAUGUAUAUAGAAAAGGAAACACUAUAGUAUUUACUACACCCGUCAGUAAAUCUGGCAGUUGAUUGUUGAACAGUUGUUAAACUUAAUCUUUUUAUAUUCUGUUUUUACUAGGUGCAAUAUUACAUGCAUGGAGUGAAUUAGCUCUUUUGAAAUGUUUUUCACUAUUUUAUAUUACAUUACUGUAUCAUUGUA